Pseudophryne corroboree (corroboree frog) is the source of this 3093-nucleotide messenger RNA. Its product is annotated as oocyte zinc finger protein XlCOF8.4-like. Bases 391 to 1791 code for a protein of 466 amino acids. The record is from RefSeq and is a predicted model, not a curated record. Gene Ontology annotation, biological process: regulation of transcription by RNA polymerase II. Lineage: Eukaryota; Metazoa; Chordata; Amphibia; Anura; Myobatrachidae. The transcript has 7 exons. Gene Ontology annotation, molecular function: RNA polymerase II cis-regulatory region sequence-specific DNA binding; DNA-binding transcription factor activity, RNA polymerase II-specific.
GUGCACCUUACAUGCAACUCCCCUCCAGAGUCCAGACUUAGCCAACGUGAUGUGGAGCCAUGUGAUUGGCCAAUGGAGGCUGUGUGGUAGUUGGAAUGAGGCGGGGUCACUGUCAGAGCAUGACACAAUCAGUAGUUCAUCUUUCUAAGUGGUGGAGUUAUGUACCAACCAGUCAUGUGAGUAGGGAACAGGGAGAAUGGACUGGGCAACAGGAAGCCCCCUUUUCUGCUGAUCUGCACUCAGUAAUCUCUCAUGUGAUUACUAUCACCUAUGUAACUAUUUUACCCAUGUACUGAGCUGAAGGAUGUAAAGACAGGGAGAGGAGAACAUGGGGCACAGGGACAAUUAGGCUGAAAGCAACCAGAAGUCUUUAUUAGAAGUCACGUGAAGAUGAGAAGCGCUACUGAUUCGCUGAAGAUGGACAGGAGAAACAUGACUGAGAGGAUAUUAAAUCUUACCCUGGAGAUCAUCUACCUGCUAACUGGGGAGGAUUACACAGUAGUGAAGAAGACAUCCAAUGAGAGUGAGACACCCAGUACUCAACCCCAUGUGUCAGAAAGAUUGGACAGGAACCAGAGACCCAUCAUGGUGCCUCCACCUCACUCACUGAUACAUGAGAGAGACAAUGAGCAGAAGAUCCUGGAACUCACCAACAAGAUUAUUCAGCUGCUGACUGGAGAGGAGGGGAAUUACAUAGAGGAACACAAGGAUCUGUACAAGGACUUGAUAGAGAAUCACCAGCCCCUCACACCACUGGAUGGACCCAGUAACAGAGAUUCCCCAGAGAGAUGUCCCCGUCCUCUUUAUUCCCAAGACUGUACAGAGGAGAAUCACAGGACCCCACAGGAGGAUCAGGGUGAAGACCGAACUGAUGUUAAGGUAGAAGAUAUUGAGGGAAAAGAAGAAGAGUAUGUGAGGGGUGACCAGCAGUAUAAGGAGGAGGAAAUCCCUACAGAUAUCAGCACAGAUAAAAUCGGGAAUACCUCAGAGGAACAUCUCAUCUUCUCUCCAAAUGAUGAAAUGAAAGCUGAUGACCCCACACAACAUGCUCAAGGAGAAAACAUUAUUAACCCGAUUAUACAUCCAGUACAUCACAGUGUGGAUACUUUUUCUGAUCUUGAAUAUCAAGAGGGAAAUUCUCUUUAUAAAUCAGAUAUCAGUACCUCUGUUACAGCUCUUGGAGUAGAUAAAGUAUUUCCCUGUUCUGUAGAUCUCAAAUAUUUUACAAAGAACGCAAAGCAUGUUACCCAAACAGCUAAGACUGGUCAGAAGAAGUCUUUUCUAUGUACUUAUUGUGGAAAAUGUUUUAGAUUCAAAUCGUCUCUUGUUAAACAUGAGAGAAGUCACACAGGGGAAAAGCCAUUUUCCUGCUCCGAGUGUGGGAGAUGUUUUACACAGAAAUCACAUUUUGUUACACAUCAGAGACUUCACACGGGUGAAAAACCAUUAUCAUGUUCUGAGUGUGGGAAAUGUUUUACACGUAAGUCACAUCUUCUUGUACAUCAGAGAAGUCACACAGGUGAGCAAACAUUUUCAUGUUCUGAGUGUGGGAAGUAUUUUAUUCAUAAUUCAUCUCUUGCUAGACAUCAGAGAAGUCACACAGGUGAGAAGCCAUUUUCCUGCUCUGAGUGUGGGAAAUGUUUUACACAUAAAGCACAUCUUAUUAGACAUGACAGAACUCACACAGGUGAGAAACCUUUUUCAUGUUCUAAGUGUGGGAUAAGCUAUACACGGAAAACAGCUCUUAAUACACAUCUGAAAAUCUGCACAGGAGAAAAGCAAUUUCCAUGAUCUGAUGGAGUUUUGACAGUGUUCAUAAUGGUGAACGCAUGGUCAGAGUGGAGUUACCUGUGCAGACCCUGAAACACACCCCCUAUACCUAAGUGACUAAGCUAUCAUUUCUAUAUAAUGCUUUGGGCCUUGCAAACCUUUUCUGACCUCUGGAUUUAUAUGGGGGACUUUUUGGUCUGGACUUACUCUGCCUAAUAACUAUGGAUUAGGCAUGUCAAGUCCAGACCACUAGCCAGAUAUACAGGUUUUCAUGUCUUUAGACGAGAAAGGAGUCUGAGGUCAAUAACCGUAAUCAAUGAGGUUUGUAAGGUUCAGAGCAGUAUCUAGAAAUGGAGCUUAAUUACCUAGUACUAGUCAAGUCCCUCCUUUAUAGGUAUAGGGUUGUGUUUCAGGGUCUGUACAGGUAACUCCACUCUGCACAUACAUUCGCCGUAAAUUUUGCUUUUCCAUUCAUAUUCCUGGACAAGAAUGUUAAACACACAGUAUCCAUAACCCCUGGGCAACUUCUUAAAGGAACAUUGUGGUACUGUGCCAGUCAUAUAACACAUUGUGACACUACACUACUCCUUUCCAAGCAAACUCCAGGUGCUCUAGGUUAGCUAGGGUGUUUUCUAGGAAAACACUGUAGCGUACCAUUUCGUAUGCAGAUACAGUCAAGGUCGCACACAGAAUAUAGGAAUGUUGAAUAUCAUAUUAAUCUGCAAAAGCUGAUGGGAAUAAGAUGCAUUUUCGGCAAAAAAAAAAAAAGACGUCUGGCGCUAACGGAUUUGCACGGGACCUGUCAGCUAACUCAUGCCAGGCAUCUCCCGCUGUGUAGCGUAUUGAGACCAGAUGUAUGAGGACAAAUCUGUAGAUAAAACAUCAAAUGGUUUGACUAUAAAGACGUCCAGCCUGAAUCUCAAAUACUGCGGAUGGUGUUUAUUCAUAAAUUGCAGGAGAGAAGAAUUGUUCCCCACUCUUACUGAUGCGUUUCACAACAGGCGUAUAGUUAUCAAAUUGAGAACAUGAAAAAGACUUUGUUAAGCUGCUUGUGCAUCCUAUUUGCGAAUAAGACACAUUUUAAUCGAAAAAGUCGCAGGAAAAGUGCUUGGCGCUACCAAGUUUAGAAAGGCUGUUUAAUGCGCAGGGAGGCCAGAUGUAAAGUGGAAACAUCUGUACUGUCCCAUAUUCAGCACAGUCGUCUAGGAGGGACUAGAUCGGAAUGAAGUUCUGGUAUAUGUAUGUGGGAUUUUUAAACUGCAGAUUUUUUUAAAGUUUGUAAAUUGAGCCAUGAAUAAAUGUUAACAAAACUUUAAAAUAGAA